Brachypodium distachyon (stiff brome) is the source of this 1069-nucleotide messenger RNA. RefSeq names its product UPF0664 stress-induced protein C29B12.11c. Gene Ontology annotation, molecular function: transcription coactivator activity; chromatin DNA binding. The transcript has 5 exons. The record is from RefSeq and is a predicted model, not a curated record. Lineage: Eukaryota; Viridiplantae; Streptophyta; Magnoliopsida; Poales; Poaceae. Gene Ontology annotation, cellular component: nucleus. Bases 227 to 841 code for a protein of 204 amino acids. Gene Ontology annotation, biological process: positive regulation of DNA-templated transcription.
CAUCCAGCGAUUCCCACAACCCCACGCGCUAGCGUGCACAUACAUAACGCGAGCAGCCCACGAACCCCGUUGGAGAGAAUCAACCACGACCGCAUCGAGAAGCAUCGUCAAGGCACCGAACCGCCCCGAACAGGAAUCGCGUCCGAAGCUCGCCGACCCAUUUGCUUCCCGGUGACUCGGCGGAGGAAGGAGCAGGACCAGAGCUAGGCGGGAGGGGCGCGCAGAGAUGGCGGAGAAUCCGCAGCUGUACGGGAACGGGAUGCCGGUGCCCUUCCACGGCGAGAUGUUCGUCCUCGCCCGCGACGGCGUCGAGUUCCACGUCGACAAGAUCCCCUCAGCUCCUGGUGGCCAUGCGAAAACAAAGGGCACAAUCUACCUGUCGAACAUAAGGAUGGUGUUUGUCGCGAGCAAGCCUGUUGGCAACUUCUUUGCUUUUGAUAUGCCCCUGUUGUACGUGCAUGGUGAGAAAUUUAAUCAGCCGAUAUUUCAAUGCAACAAUGUUUCUGGGUUCGUUGAGCCGGUUGUUCCAGACAGCCAAAACAGGGCUUUGUACUCGACCCACACCUUCAAGAUCUUGUUCAAGGAAGGAGGCUGUGGUACUUUUGUUCCCCUCUUCCUCAACCUCAUCACAUCAGUGCGGCGCUACAACCAGUUCGAAGCCCAGUCUGCCGCUGCGCCACGCAUGGACCCUCUGCAAGCUGCACAGACUCCGGUUGAUGAGAUGAUGCGUCAUGCGUACGUUGAUCCAAAUGAUCCUACCAAGAUAUUUCUUCAGCAGCCUGCACCAGAAUCCCAGCUGAGGAGGAGAAACUACAAUGCCCCUGCUGAUAACGCGUACUGAUGUCUUGCCCUGAUCUCCAGGUGGAUGUGUUCUCAUGAUCUAUGUGGUGCGCAUGAGAAUGUGCAUUUCCUGCCUUGUUAGUGCUUAUUGUCACUGAAGAAUGCGAUGAAGUAUUUGUAUGAUCUUGGAUAAUUGCAUAUUUCACUGUCAGAUUCAGUUUAAUCAAUAAUAAUGUACAUACAUAUGUUGUGAUCUGCUCGACAAUUGCUAACGAUGGUUGCUUCCACC